UCCUAAACACAACUAAAAAAGAUAUCCUUGACAAUACAAAACACGAUGAAUUGGUUUAAACAGACGUGUGACUCUCCCUAAUAUUGAUAAAAGCAAAAGCUAAAAUUAACAGACUCGCAAAUGUCGUAGGAACUGAGGAGCCCGAGUAUGGUUCUGCAGGCAUUCGAACGGUGACAGCUCAGGCUGAGAAGACUCCAUACACCGAGUUGACGAAGAAGGAUUUGAAAUGGAAGGCUCAAGAGAGCACAAAUGUAGAGACUCAGACCUUCUAUAUGAUCUCAGAUGAGGGUAAAGUUGCAUCUGUUCAGAUGAUCUACAACAAUGUUGCGUACGUCUGAUCCAUGCACUCACAAGAUGUAUUUUGUGUCAAGGUAACAUUACACUGACACCGGAUGCAGCGGACUUCGAACAACUUGUCAGCUCAAUGUGGAAGUAUUUAACCACAAAGGGCCUAAGCAAUCUGACCAUCUUUGGCUUUCUGAUGCGCUCGAAAACUAUGGCUUCGACGAAGAAAUGGUUUCGUUCUACGCCGACGGGCUUUCAAUUGCUCUGAAUGAGGCUGGUGAUGAGUACACUAUUAAAGCCGCUCGUAAUGAGUCUGGACUUGUCAACCUUGUAUUCAAGCGCGCAGCUCCUGGCUUCCAGGUGGGAGAGAACGGAACUACCUAUUACGGUACUGACCCCGCCGCACCUUGGGGGGAGAUGAGACAUCGUUUCUGGCCUAGAUGCACCGUCAGCGGGACAAUCACCACACCCGAGAAGACCUAUGACUUCAAAGGACGCGGUAUUUUUAUUCACGCCAUCCAAGGCAUGAAGCCCCACCACGCUGCAGCAAAAUGGAAUUUUUUGACUUUCCAAACGCCUACCUACUCCGCCAUCAUGAUGGAAUUCACAACCCCGGCCUCUUAUGGCCACACCUCCGUGAAUGUUGGAGGUAUUGUAAAGGACGGUGAGAUCGUAUACGCCGGUGCUACCAACACUGUAAAGCAUACUGAGUCAAAGGAGGACCCAGAGACGCUUUGGCCCGAACCCGUCUCAGUGGAGUAUAAGUGGGAAGGCAAGAGCAAAUCUGGUGAUUUCACUGCACUUUUGAGUGGACCGCUUGGGGAAAGAACAGACAGGGUUGAUAUUUUAUCCCACAUCCCCAGUUUUAUCAAAUCGGUCGUUGGAGGAGUUGUAGGAACUAGACCCUUCUGUUAUCAGGUAAACUAUCCUACUGCUUUUACUCUCCUUACCUAGACAACAGGCUUAAAUUUUUCAACUCUAACAUCUCUCUCUAGUGGGCUAUCCCUCCAACAGAUUCCCUUGUUCUCAAGAUCAAAGAUGGCGAGACAACUGUAGAGGAACAAGGAACGCUCUUCGGCGAAUCAACCUUCAUUUUGUAAUAGCGGUGCGAAGUAUCCUAUUCACAAAUUAACGGAUAAGAGCCUCGCCAUAAUAUAGAAGUUGGUAAAUGUUCAUAUCCGAUUUUGGAUAAUGCGCAUCACCACGACAUUCGUUUACCUGCUCUUGCAUUCGCACGAGGAGCCGCGAAGAAGAGCUUCUUAUUGGUUCUUUUUUCACUACUUUUCUUUACGACUCGUUUCCUUCAGACUGAGAAUGGUUCUAAUUGGAUGAUUUGCAGCAAGGUUAUGAAUGGCAUUGGACUGUUAUGAUUUAUUUCAGCUUAUUAGAAUAUGAUUGCAGUACCGAAAUUUCCACUCGUUAUGGUAUGAUAUUAUUUAAAUGACAGGUAGACAAAAAGUCCUCAGCCGUUUUACAACUGACUUUCUUGGGGAAUUCCCAAGCUAGGGAAGCAUUAUCCUGCGCAUACACUUCUGUUCACUAAAUUCACCUGGUAUCCAAUCAUUGAUGCUGACCACCCACAAAGAGG
Sclerotinia trifoliorum is the source of this 1873-nucleotide messenger RNA. NCBI's taxonomy places the organism in Eukaryota, Fungi, Ascomycota, Leotiomycetes, Helotiales, Sclerotiniaceae. The record is from the annotation of a GenBank genome assembly.